UUUGUUUACAAGAUAUCGGGAAACUUAAAAAUUUGCUGCUGUAGCAAAAUAUAAUAUUUUCCGUAAUUAUGGAGAGUGACAGUGAUAAAGAAGAGAGUAUUUCAUCUACAGGCAAUGAAAGAAAGUAUAUUUCAUCUUCCGGAGAUCUGAAGUCUUACGGAUGGGGAGAUAUGCCAUUGCGUACAUACCAGAUUGUUGGAGUCAACUGGAUGAUAGAACGUUUCUAUCUUGGACAUGGCUGUAUCCUUGGUGACGAAAUGGGACUGGGGAAAACAUGCCAGACUAUAGCUGUGUUAGCCUACCUACAUACAAAAUGUAAGAAGAAACUUCCAAACCUUGUUGUCUGUCCUCGUUCUGUGCUGGAAAACUGGGAUCAUGAAAUCAAGAGGUUUGCACCAGGCUUGAGGUCUCAGGUAUAUAUAGGGGAGAAAGAAAGCCGGCAAGAUCUUGCCAAGGCCAUCAAAUCUGAUUACAAGAAAAACAACUUACAGUUUGAUGUUCUGGUUACAACAUAUGAGAUAUGCCUGAAGGACUCUGCUUUCCUGCAGUCUAUAAGGUGGAACCUGCUGGUUGUAGACGAAGCUCACAGGUUGAAGAAUCUUAACUCUCUACUAUACAAAACCCUCUCUCAGUGGGACACACAUACCAGUAUAUUACUGACUGGUACACCGGUACAGAACAACCUGCAAGAGUUAUACGCCCUUCUCAGUUUUGUCUCAGCUAAAAAGUUCCCUCCUGAUGAUCAUGAAGACUUUGUGGAAAGGUUUUCUAAAGUAAAAAAGUCAGCAUCGGAGCUGCAUAAGUUACUGAAACCCUACCUGCUGUUGAGGAGAAAGUCUGAAGUGUUGAAAGAUCUUCCCAACAAAUCUGAGGUGGUUCUUACACAUGGUAUAUCCAAACUACAGGCCAAACUGUAUAAGGGAAUUCUAGUGAAAGACACAGGUUAG
This is a messenger RNA of Mercenaria mercenaria, 947 nucleotides long. RefSeq names its product chromodomain-helicase-DNA-binding protein 1-like. Gene Ontology annotation, molecular function: ATP binding; DNA helicase activity; ATP-dependent chromatin remodeler activity. The transcript is spliced from 7 exons. The record is from RefSeq and is a predicted model, not a curated record. NCBI's taxonomy places the organism in Eukaryota, Metazoa, Mollusca, Bivalvia, Venerida, Veneridae. Gene Ontology annotation, biological process: DNA repair; chromatin remodeling. The coding region runs from base 69 to 947 and encodes 292 amino acids.